AGGAAGCUCUUCUUAGGCAUUAACGAGAGCCAUUUGCUUCCUUAUAAUGGAGCAGACUAACAGCGUGCCAGUGGAUGAGUUUUCCUCGAAUGUCUUCUCUUUCACCCCACCUCAAAACAGCAGACCUGAGUCUCAGGUGUCAGAUGGAAGUAAAGCAGGAGCCACCUUACUAUUUUCAGGAAUUUUUUUGGGACUGGUUGGAAUUGCGUUCACGGUGAUAGGGUCGAUGAAACGUGAAGGUCAGAACAACUUUGAGUGGACUCAGUUGAUUGGACCAAUCAUGUUAACAGUUGGCGUAUUAUUUGCACUAAUUCCAGUGUGCAGGUUUAAGUUACAUAUAUGUAAAUCACGUAGAAGCAACGAAGAAACUACACCAGAUGGGGAGAUGCCUUCAAGCCCUCAGUCCUUUGUUUUCAGUGGGAUCAACCAGCCCAUUACCUUUCACGGUGCCACAGUGCUUCAGUACAUUCCACCACCCUACACAACCCAAGAUGUCUCAACGAUGGGUGCUACCUCUACAACUCCUCUUCCCAAUGCUAUCUUGAGUAAUGGGACAACAUCGCCAUUGUGUCCACCUCAGUAUUACAGUGUUUAUCCAAUGGACAACCCAGCAUUUGUAGGAGAUGAUACGUUUUUGACUUUACAAUCCACAGGGGAUGCAUACGAGAGGAACCCAGCUGGUACACCUUCAUCUGAGAACACAGAGGAAACAAUCACGUACAGAGACCCCCCUCCUUUAUAUCAAGAUAUAUUUCCAGAAAUUAAAUGAUUACAGUGGACUCAUAAAUGUCAGGGCUGAAUCAUGCAGAUGAUAAAUCAACUUUGAAUUUUUACAUGCAGCCUCCUUCCAUGGGCGCUUAGAUAAUGUAUAAGGUAAAACCAGACAACAAAUGAUGGGAAUAAUUGUUUGAAUAUAUACACAUCCUGUCUGUGUCACUUUGUUCCCGUCAAAUGCUUAGUCUUUUUAUGCAAAUAUCUUCAUAUAAAUAGAAAUUUUUACAUUUUAACACA
Pelobates fuscus (common spadefoot toad) is the source of this 1011-nucleotide messenger RNA. RefSeq names its product transmembrane protein 174 (gene TMEM174). The transcript is spliced from 2 exons. The record is from RefSeq and is a predicted model, not a curated record. NCBI's taxonomy places the organism in Eukaryota, Metazoa, Chordata, Amphibia, Anura, Pelobatidae. The coding region runs from base 47 to 769 and encodes 240 amino acids.